AUGGCGUUAGUGGUUUGCCAGUGGCUUCCCGAAUCCAUUAGGGUAUCGGGAGAGGCUCCUAUUGCGCAUCGGCAAAAAUAUUUGAUAUCGGUCACGUGGAUUCUAAAGUCCCGUUUUAUCAUCUGCGAUGGCUUUUUCUACCAAAAGGCUCGGCCACUUCUCAUGACCACACACCUAAGGAUGGCGGCAUCUUCCUUCAUUACCCGCCAACUUCCUUCUGAACGGUUUGUUGAAAGCUGCGGUGCCGUUCUGUUCGAUCUUACGGCAUCACCGGAGAAGAAAGUAUGCUUGCUUCAUUACCUGAGGAAAGACGAAUGGCUUUUAGCGAAGGGCCGGCGUAACUGUGGAGAAUCACGAAAGGAAGCUGCUCUGAGAGAAGUGGUGGAGGAGACUGGUUAUCUAUGCCAUCUGCUCCCGGUAACGAUGGCAACCCGAGCUCCACCUGCCGACGGAUCAACGGACAUUCCGGACAUGGCCCGCACAUAUCCUAAUCUCACAGAGCCUUUCAUGUUCACAAUGAGGGAAAUCGAAGGGGGGUCGAGUGUUAAAUUAAUUUGGUGGUAUAUCGCUACCCUGGAUUCGGGCUCUGGAGCCACGACGUUGACGGGCGAGGCUGAUUUUGCCCCCGAGUUCUUUCCUUGUGAAGAGGCAUUGGACAGACUCACAUUUCAGCCAGACCGAGAUGUCCUCAAGCAAGCUGUUAGGUUAGUAGAAGAAUCAACAGCUUUAAGGAACUCAACAUCACAACUCGAUUAUGAUAAGAACAAUUAG
Lindgomyces ingoldianus is the source of this 771-nucleotide messenger RNA. RefSeq lists its product as uncharacterized. Lineage: Eukaryota; Fungi; Ascomycota; Dothideomycetes; Pleosporales; Lindgomycetaceae. Gene Ontology annotation, biological process: ATP biosynthetic process; AMP biosynthetic process. The transcript is spliced from 3 exons. The coding region runs from base 1 to 771 and encodes 256 amino acids. The record is from RefSeq and is a predicted model, not a curated record. Gene Ontology annotation, molecular function: bis(5'-nucleosyl)-tetraphosphatase (asymmetrical) activity.